Messenger RNA from Triticum dicoccoides, 1744 nucleotides. Its product is annotated as endoglucanase 14-like. Gene Ontology annotation, molecular function: hydrolase activity, hydrolyzing O-glycosyl compounds. Gene Ontology annotation, biological process: carbohydrate metabolic process. The record is from RefSeq and is a predicted model, not a curated record. The transcript is spliced from 5 exons. Bases 113 to 1585 code for a protein of 490 amino acids. Lineage: Eukaryota; Viridiplantae; Streptophyta; Magnoliopsida; Poales; Poaceae.
UCUACUGCACACAUAAGACAGUGGUACAAUACAACGAUAGGACCUAACAAGAAACUAGCCAGUAGUUUUUGUUGUAGAGAAACUAGCUAGUGAACGCCGAGGGACGACGAAGAUGGUGGCAAGGGCUAGGGUGCUGCUCGUUGCCGCCGUGGUAUGGUUUUUGGCAACCACGGCGUGCCAAGCCGCCCAGCGGGACUACGCCACCGCGCUCACCAAGUCGCUGCUCUACUUCGAGGCGCAGCGCUCCGGCAAGCUGCCGCCGACCCGGCGCGUCCAAUGGCGCGGCGACUCGGCCCUCAAGGACGGCGCCGACCACGGCGUGGAUCUCAUCGGCGGCUACUACGACUCCGGCGACAACGUCAAGUUCGGGUUCCCCAUGGCUUUCACGGUGACGAUGCUCUCGUGGAGCGUGGUGGAGCACCGGGACCGGCUGGCCGCGGCGGGGGAGCUGAGCCACGCGCUCCAGGCGGUGCGGUGGGGUGCCGAUUACCUGGCCAAGGCGCACGCCCACCCCGACGUGCUCUACGUGAAUGUCGGCGACGGCGACUCCGACCACGCGUGCUGGGAGCGGCCGGAGGACAUGGACACGCCCCGGAGGGCCUACGUGGUGAACGCCACCCACCCAGGCUCCGACGUCGCCGCGGAGACGGCGGCGGCACUGGCCGCGGCCUCCGUCGCGUUCACAGGGCCGCGCGGCGAUCCCCGGUACGCGUCGACGCUUCUGAAGCACGCGAAACAGUUGUUUCAGUUCGCCAAGAACCACCGUGGCCUCUACCAGAACAGCAUUCCAUCGGCCAGAAGUUUCUACAGUAGCAGCGGCGACGAGGACGAGCUGCUGUGGGCAGCUGUCUGGCUCUACAUCGCCACCGGCCACCAGGAGUACAAGGCCUACAUCGCCGGCACCAACAACGUUGGCGGGGUGCCGCAGUCGUUGUCCUGGGACGACAAGUUCGUCGGAGCCCAGGCACUGGUCGCCAAGCUCAUCCUCCAAGGGAAGCUGCCCAACAGCGGCCGCCACGCCGAGAUGAGGAGCAACGUGGAGAGCUUCCUCUGCAAUGUCGUUCAGCAUGGUGACGGCCGCAGCGGGCGGCUCACCCCGGGCGGCAUGCUCUACCUGCAGCCCUGGUCUAACCUGCAGGACGUCACGACGGCGAUGUUCGUCCUCGUCACGCACGCCGACCACCUGGCGGCGGCGAGGGCUUCCCUGCAGUGCGGCGGCGUGAGGCUGCCACCGGCGCAGCUCGUCUCGUUCGCACGGUCACAGGUGGACUACAUCCUUGGCAAGAACCCAAUGAAGAUGAGCUACAUGGUUGGGGUUGGAAAGAGGUACCCGUUGCAGCCGCACCACCGCGGCUCGUCGCUGCCAUCCAUCAGGAAAUACCCGGGGAAGAUCUCCUGCGGCAAAGGAGCCGAGUACUUCCACAGGUCUGCGCCCAACUUGAAUGUGAUUGACGGCGCCAUCGUCGGAGGGCCUGACAACAACGACCAUUACGACGAUUCUCGGGGAAAUUACCAGCAAGGCGAGCCAUCGACCUACACUGUUGCGCCCAUCGUCGGAGUUCUUGCUAGGCUUCUGCGUAACUGAUGUUCCUGUUUUCAGUCAAGAGAUGUGCAAUGUCAAUGCCGUCCUUGUAAUUUAGGCAGAUAUAACUUAGCCAAUAAAAGACUUAUACCGACAACAACACAGGCAUUGUUUCCUUCCAAACUUUGAAAAGAACUUCAACAUCACAAUAGUCCAACAUGA